This is a messenger RNA of Hemicordylus capensis (graceful crag lizard), 4269 nucleotides long. RefSeq names its product zinc finger protein 579 (gene ZNF579). Lineage: Eukaryota; Metazoa; Chordata; Lepidosauria; Squamata; Cordylidae. The transcript is spliced from 2 exons. Gene Ontology annotation, molecular function: DNA-binding transcription factor activity, RNA polymerase II-specific; RNA polymerase II cis-regulatory region sequence-specific DNA binding. The coding region runs from base 11 to 1747 and encodes 578 amino acids. Gene Ontology annotation, biological process: regulation of DNA-templated transcription. The record is from RefSeq and is a predicted model, not a curated record.
AUUGACCAAGAUGGAAGACACGUGCUCAUUCAGUUAUUGCCUGGUUGCAUUCUCACGUGCGCCCUCGUGUAGCGGAUGUAGGCUAGCUAAAUGCGCUGAGCGUCAAGACUGCAAUUUCCGACAUAGUCGUAGCAAGCUAUUUUGGUGCAACUUGGGGGCUUUUGUCCAUGCACCCUGGAGGCAGCAGGGGGUUCAACCGUGCUGCCCGGGAUGGGGGGCGGGGGUGAGUAGGGGCUGGAUGCGUUUCCGAAGGACGACGUCUCUUGCGCCACCGACUGCUCCCACCCUCGCCGACCACGCUCGCAGCAGCCCGAGCCGCGCCUCCCCCUCCGGCGGGCGGUGGCGGCUGCGGAUGAUCCAGGGCUCGCUCAUGGAUUCACCUGAAACAGCAGAGCUACCUCAAGCAGAGUUUCUGACUGAGGAGAAGCCCCACCCUAAGCCUUCUUGGCCUGAAACUGGUCCACAUCCUUCGUAUCCCUGCCCAAGUUGCCACAAGCCCUUCUUUUCGGAAGCCGCGCUGCAGGGGCACCGUUGCCAGGUGGGGAGCAAGAGCCGCAAGGCCUGCCACAUUUGUGGGAAAGAGUUCAAAUUCUCUUACUACCUGGCACGGCACUGCCUUACCCACAGUGGACAAAAGCGCAGCCGGUGCCCUCUUUGCUGGAAGACAUUUGGCCGCCCGGCACACCUGGCCCACCACAAGUGCGCCUGUGCUGUCAAACUAGGCCGCGCCAGGGAAUGUUCCGGAAGCAGGCGGGUUUCUCCACACUUGCAAGAGCCAGGCAAAUUUCUCCAGUGCCGCCAGGCCUUGAGUGGGAAGACGGUGGCACGGACUGGUGGUAAGGAUGCCGUGGCGUCGGCCACCAUUGCCAGCGAAAAACAGGUGCUGCUGCAGGAAGACUGGACGUUACUCUGCCUGGCUUGCGGCGAGGCAUUUGAGACCAAGGGCGAGCUGAAGGCCCACAGAUGCUUCAAAGGGGUGGCAAGCCAGGAUGACGGGGAGCGGCAGGAAGGCACCAAGCGGCACCAGUGUGGCAUUUGCCACAAAUUAUUUGCUAGGCCGUGGUCGCUGUCACGCCACUACCUGGUCCACACAGGCGAAAAGCCAUUUUCCUGCCCGGAGUGCGGCAUGGCCUUCCACCUCUCUUCCUACCUCAGGCAACACCACCGCAUGCAUGUGGUCGGUGGGGCCUGCCCUCUGCUUGGCCAGGCAAGGGCCCAGGGCGCGGCCUUCCCCUUGCUUGCUGCUUCUCCCUCUCCCCCGCCACCCGCUAAGAAAGCCUACGAGUGCAGCGUUUGCCAGAAACCUUUCAAGAGCAAGUACGACUUGGCCACCCAUUCCCUCAUCCACACAGGGGCACUGCCUUUUCAGUGCAGCCAGUGCGGGAAACGCUUCCGGCGCCUCUCCCACCUCAAGCAGCACGGCGUGACUCACACGGCCGCUCGCCCGUUCCAGUGUGUCAUGUGCCAGAAGGAGUUCAAGCGCCUGGCCGACUUGGCCCGCCACCGGCAAGUCCACGAGGGAGAUAAGCCACACCAGUGUGGCAUCUGCCACAAGUGCUUCUCCCGCUCGUACAGCCUCCUGAGGCACCAGCGAUGCCACCUGCCGGAAGUGGCCGCCCUCCCCCAGCCUGAAGACUACCUCAGCAACUCCUGCUUCGACAGCCAGGAUCACUCAGCCUUCCUCACCCACCAGGAGGAGGGAGAGGAAGGGAAGGGAAACGCCACUGAGGUAUCGUCUGGAGUGUGAGGGAAGUAGAAACUGUGGCGAAAUGACACUAGAGCAUAGAGCAUUACACUAGAGCAUAAUGGCCGCCUGGACUCUGUGGAAGGAAGCGGACAGUAACUAAAAAGACCAGUCCGGAGAAAAAGCAACUCCAGACCUGACAAGCCCACACACCAGCAAGGGAUCACCAAACAUUUGUGUGUAAACUAUUGGGGGGAAAGUAUAAGUAGCUAUACUCAGCAACAAAUUGAUACUUCAAAGAAAUCCAGAUAUGUUGCCGCCUUGGCUCUCCAGCUGUUGUUAAACUACAACUCCCAUCAUCCCCAACCUUGUGGCUGGGGAUGAUGGGAGUUGUAGUUCAACAACAGCUGGAGAGUCAAGGUUGCCUUCCCUGUAUCAUAUGAAAUUAUAGUAUGUGUGUGAAAACCUUGCAGAUAUGGAAUGUAUAGCAUAAACUCAAAAGAUAAUCAGGGAUAUGUAUAUAUCCAGCUCUGCUCCGUUAUUAAAGUCGAAUUAUGAUGCAAAGCAAAUGCACCUCCUUAAGAUACAGCCCCGAUCUUGAGUUCAUGAGGAGGUGUGCUACAUUCCUCAUUUUGGGAGCAGAUGCAAUGUUGGAUAUUACUGUGUGCAUUGAGUCAUACUUACAUUUUAUAUUGUGAUACAUUUCAUAGUUGUAAUUUUCUGUCCACAUAUUAUGAUUCUAUACAUCUUGGGACAUUUUGUCACGUAGUGCGGUGUGAAAGCUUUAAAGUAAGGGUCCCUCAAAACAAACAAACAAAGGUUCCUCAAGUUUGGGUCUCCAGAUGUCGGACUACAACUCCCAUCAUCCCCAGCGGCUAAAGUCCAUUGUGCCUAUGAUGGGAACUGUAGUCCAGCAACGACUCUGGACUGAAGUGCAGAAUCCCUGCUUUAAAGGGGAGUUUUGACCCCACAAGCCAGCACCACAAACCUUGCAGGCAUUCCAGGGCAUAAUAGCUCUAACUCUCUGCAAGCAAGGGGUUUAUCAUCCUGAAUUCUGUUUUCAGAAACACUCCUGGUAAAGGAACAUUACUGUAGCUUGGGGAAGGGCUGCUUUAUAUGCAAAGGGCUCCAGGUUCAAUCCCUGGCGGCAUCUCCAGGCUGGGCUGGAAAGCACCCCUGCCUGAAACCAUGGGGAGCUGCUGCCUAGAUGGCUCAAUGGUCUGAGUCAGCUCAGCUUCAUAUGUACAUACUGUCAUUGCUGCCAAUACAGUGGGGAAAUUGCAUUUUUCUAACCCUCUAGAGCAGGGGUAGGCAACCUUGACUCUCUAGCUGUUGUUGAACUACAAAUCUCAUCAUCCCCAGCCACAGGUUGGGGAUGAUGGGAGUUGUAGUUCAACAACAGCUGGUGAGCCACAGUUGCGUACCCCUCCUCUAGGGGUAUUCCUUCUCUGGCAGGCAUUGCAGAAUGAGGCUUUUAGCUCUGGGCCAGGUAAAAGAUCAGGAGAGAGAAUAAGGACAUUUCCUCUAGUGGAUGUUGACUCCAGGGGCUCCUUCAGUCCUGCAUCCUGAGUAGUUUUACUCAAACAAUCUGGGGGUGGUGGAAGAGGCUGUGUUAUUAUGAAAUGUAUUAUGGAGUAAGCCUGUGGGGGCAUUGUUGAAGAAAAGAGCAUGCAUGUUUGGGGGAGGGUAAUAAGAGGGCAUAUAUCUGGAUGUGGGGAUAUGUGUGUGAAAAGAUGGAUUUCAUUCAUUCAUUCAUUCGAUUUCUAUACCGCCCUUCAAAAAACAAAAAACAAAAAAAGGCUCAGGGCGGUUUACACAAAGAAAUAAUAAAUAAAUAAGAUGGAUCCCUGUCCCCAAAGGGCUCAUGAUCUAAAAGAUUUUGGGUGGAGAAGAGUCACAGGGCCCUUUCUGGGCAUUCUUUAGGCAGGGACUGCCAGCUAUUGUUGGACUCGGGGGCAGAGGGAGACCAGCGGCAGCCCAGGUGCAGCCCACCGUCAUAGCCCCCUAGCCCAGCCCCUGGCCCUGCCUCAGAUGUCAGCAUCUGACAUCAGAUGCAGGGUGCGUAGUUAAGCCAUGCCUCCUGCAACUGAGAUGCAGGGGACAUAGCUUAGCUUGAGACAGAGCUGCGUGGCCCCGUUUGUGAGCUACGUCUGGCCAGUGGGUAGGGAAUGCUGCUCCGGCUGCACGGCGAACAUGGUGCUGCCUGGAUUUUGCUCGUAACUGGGGCCCCGCAGCCCCAUUUGUGAAUGAAAUAAUGCGCCUGCGUCUGACUUCAGACGCAGAGGCAUGGCUAGGGUGCAAGGCGUGGCCCCUGAAGCGUGGCAGCCUGGGUUCUUUGAACCCGUUGGUGCAAUGGUGGCUUUGCCCGUGGUUGGACUGCCACUCCCAUCAUCCCUGACUAUUGGCCACUGUGGCUGGGGAUGUUGGGAGUGGUAGUCCAUCAGCAGCUAGAGAGCCUCAGGUUGGCUACUUUUGCUGUAGGAACAAAGGACUAGUAACAGAUUAAGAAACAGCUUUUUCAUUGCGCUUGUACAAAAGUAAGCAACUCAUUGCCAUCUAAUACUAAUAAAUUGAUGGUGCUCCAA